This is a messenger RNA of Daucus carota subsp. sativus, 2059 nucleotides long. RefSeq names its product probable protein phosphatase 2C 12. Gene Ontology annotation, biological process: peptidyl-threonine dephosphorylation. The coding region runs from base 218 to 1513 and encodes 431 amino acids. Gene Ontology annotation, molecular function: protein serine/threonine phosphatase activity. The record is from RefSeq and is a predicted model, not a curated record. NCBI's taxonomy places the organism in Eukaryota, Viridiplantae, Streptophyta, Magnoliopsida, Apiales, Apiaceae. The transcript is spliced from 10 exons.
CAAAUUUAUCAUUUAAAAAAUAUAAUAACAAUAAUUCAACAUAUAUAAAAAAGGAAAUUUAGCUCUAUUUCUUUUUCUUUCCCUCUCUCUCUAAAAAUUAUGCAGUGAAACCGCCUCGAUCUUCACGCGAUUUCAUGUUUAGGAUUUGAUCGGAUUGGAAAUGGAAAUAUAAGGGGAGGCACAUUCGUGAUUCGUUGAUAGUGUAUGAUUUCGAAGAAUGUCCGCUAGGAGUGAUCAUCAUCAGACUGUUCCCCUUUCGGUAUUGUUGAAACGAGAAUUGGCAAGUGAGAAGGUUGAGAAACCGGAGAUUUCGCAUGGUCAGGCUAAUCAGAGCAAGAAGGGUGAGGAUUUUACAUUGGUUAAGACGGAAUGUCAGCGUGUGCUAGGUGAUGAUGUUACCACGUAUCAUGUUUUCGGGCUUUUCGAUGGGCACAAUGGGUCUGCAGCUGCUAUAUACAGCAAGGAGAAUCUUUUGGCUAAUGUCCUGGGUGCUAUUCCACCAGAUCUUAAUAGGGAUGAAUGGAUUGCAGCAUUGCCGAGGGCCUUGGUUGCAGGGUUUGUGAAAACAGAUAAGGAUUUGCAAGAAAGAGCGCGAACUUCAGGAACAACUGUUACCUUUGUGUUAAUCGAAGGACUCUUUGUAACUGUAGCAUCAGUUGGUGAUUCCCGUUGCAUCCUUGAAUCUUCAGAAGGAGAAAUCUAUUAUCUAUCUGCAGAUCAUAGACUUGAAACAAAUGAAGAAGAGAGGAAGCGUAUCAUUGCAAGUGGUGGCGAGGUUGGUCGACUUAACACUGGUGGUGGUACGCAGAUCGGUCCUUUGAGAUGCUGGCCAGGUGGGUUGUGCCUAUCACGAUCUAUUGGAGAUAUGGACGUUGGCGAGUACAUUGUCCCUGUUCCUCACGUGAAACAAGUGAAGCUCUCCUCGAGUGGUGGCAGACUUGUUAUAUCAAGUGACGGUGUCUGGGAUGCUUUAAGUGCCGAAACAGCGUUUGAGUGUUGUCGUGGAAUGCCACCAGAUGCCGCAGCUUCACAAAUAGUAAAAGAAGCUGUAGGGUUUAAAGGACUUCGAGAUGACACAACCUGCAUUGUGAUAGAUUUACAACCCCCAGAGAAGCCAAGUCCUCCUUUGCCGGCACCACCUAGAAAGCAGGGAAUGAAAGUUUUUAAGUCUAUGUUUAAAAAGAAGAGUUCUGAGCCAUCUUCAGUUUCUGAGAAGGAGUACAGUGAACCAGAUGCGGUUGAGGAAUUAGUAGAAGAAGAAUCUGCAAAUCUUUCUGAAAGGCUGGACACAAAGUACCCAAUCUGCAACAUGUUUAAAUUGUUUAUAUGCGCCAUUUGUCAAGUGGAGAUGAAACCUGGAGAGGGAGUUUCAAUACACUCAGGAACUGAAAAUACAAAAAAAAUACGGCCCUGGGAUGGUCCUUUUCUUUGCUCAAGUUGCCAAGAGAAGAAAGAAGCUAUGGAAGGGAGAAGAACUUUUGGAGAUUCUACAUACAGUAGUGGAAGUGAAUAGCCAAGCUUGACUACAUGUGCAUUACACAAAAAACUAACCAUUGUUUGCAAUUAAAUCGUAAAUGGUAAGGCGUAUUAGAAAAAUGAAUCCCAACUAGGUUUCUUGCAAGGAUUUCAAUCUGAGUUCAUUUAUCGAAACCAUGGGGACUAGUGAGGAUCCUUCCCUUUGCUUUGGUACCUUAAAGUUGGAGAUCAGAGAUAGGAUUGCAUAUUAUAGUUAGAGUAAUCCUGAUUGCAUCGCUGUUGACGAAUCGAGUAUCCCAGUCCAAAUAUGGGAAUACGAGGCUCACUAAAGUAACACGAAAUACAAGUUGAAAGUGAAACUUAUAAGUUUCUUCUAUAAAACUGUUCGAUAUUAUACUGGCCCUUUACCUCAUAAUUCAACACUGUAACUCAAUUCUUGGUGUAUUAUUGUUAGGAAGUUUGACAAGAACUGUCAUUUGCGAUUAGAUUUUUUCACGUGACAUGAAAAUGUAUGAAGACAUUCUUCAGAAUAGACAAACCAUUGAUUUUUAUAUAUACAGUUCUUUUACAAGGCCUUGGCAUU